AUGGUGUACAAUUCGUUGAUUGACGCUCCUCACAACCUCAAGGAGGGCAUUGACUGGUUGCUAGCCCUGAAGGGAAAGGAUGCGAAAAAGAACUUGGCCGCUAUGGCUACUGCGCUUCACAAAUUUCUCGAAGACAAGCCGGUUGGAAAGAUGGAGUUGCCAGCUCUCGAGGAAGUUAAACGUAUUUCUAAGCAAUUCAUGGAGCAAAAGGAGCUUAAGGACCUGUUGCCCAUAGACUGGGUUCUGCGUAAAUUCAGUGACCGCAUAGACAAAACUAGCAUAUUCUAUAGGUACUUUGGGGCGGUAACCAAAAGCGAAUGUGAUAACGUCAUACAGACCAAGGGUAUCACCGCUGACGACAUUGCAAAGGACCUAGUUAAAGUUGUGGAUGGUUGUGACAAGUUCCUGAAGCAUAUGAAGAUUCCUGACCAGUACAAGUCUGCUUACAGUUCGAAAGCGACGUGGGCUAAAUCAUGCGCGAAGAACCCGGAAUCUUGCGCAGUCGUCCUCGUGGGUAUUGCGCCAAUGCUAUACGCAGGCCUGCGUUCUGUUUGGGAUUCUACAAUUGUUGCCAAUAAAAACGGGCAUGAAGGUGAUGCAGAGAAGCAAUUGGGAGAGGUACUGAAAGCCGUGGGUUACAAAGGGCCGGAAUUCCGCGCUGGCAUGGGCAGUUCAGACAUAACCAAGGCCCUAGAAGGUGUGGAGGCGGAUACAUUCCCCAUACUUUACGAUUUCGCUGCAUUCUGGGCGUUUUACUGA
Babesia ovata is the source of this 759-nucleotide messenger RNA. RefSeq lists its product as uncharacterized. NCBI's taxonomy places the organism in Eukaryota, Apicomplexa, Aconoidasida, Piroplasmida, Babesiidae. The transcript has a single exon. The record is from RefSeq and is a predicted model, not a curated record. Bases 1 to 759 code for a protein of 252 amino acids.